UUGAACCCACCCAUUUUUCAAAUGAUCAAAAAUAUUAGAACAGGUAUUUCUUUUGCCAAUUUUUGCGCCCUGUUAGUAGCACUGAAUGUCUACUCUUGGUUUGAGCCCUUGGAUGCACCUGUAAAGACUGCAUUUGUUGUUAAAAAGGAUAAACAAUGAGGAAGGACAGAGAGCUGUCUAUGGGAGAAAAGCAAGUCAUUUUGAAGAAAAGAGGGAAAACCUGUCAGAGCCAUUGACAAGAACGGGGCAUAGCCAUUACCAAUAUUUAGACUGUCCUGAAAAAGAAAGAAUCCACCAACAAGCAGACAUCAAACAGGCCAGCCAAUGAAAAAAACAGCAGUUGAUGACAGAAAGAUUGUGAGAGCUGUAAAGAAAAACCCCAAAAUAACAGUCAGUGACAUAAGCAACAACCUCCACAGGGCAGGGGUGAAGGUAUCACAAUCUACCUUUGGAAGAAGACAUAGAGAGCAGAAAUAUAGAGGCCAUUCCACAAGAUACAAACCACUCAUCAGCAGUAAGAAUCAGAAAGCCAGAGUGGAAUUACAGAGAUGAGCCACAAAAAGUUUCCGCUCUCUUUUGGACAUUCCUGGAUCUGCAGACGUACACUCCAUCGAGCUCAGUCCUUUCCUCUCUCUUGAGGAUGUAACAGCGUUUGUGUCUCAACUGAGGGACAAAGUGGAAAAGUUCUGCUGUCAGGAGUUCAGAAUGGUAUCAAAUGCAGUAAAAGAAAUCCAGAUUAUUCCUCUUCCUGAACCCAAAAGCAGAGAAGAGUUCCUACAGUAUUCCUGCCAGUUCACACUGGACCCGGACACGGUAAAUAAACACCUCUGUCUGUCUGAGAGGAACACAGUGGUGACCUGCAGUGAAACACCACAAUCCUAUUCUGUUCAUCCAGACAGAUUUGACUAUUAUCUCCAGGUGUUGUGUACAGAGAGUGUGUGUGGACGGUGUUACUGGGAGCUCGAAUGGAGCGGACAUCAUGGCGUUUCUAUAGCAGUGUCGUAUAAAAACAUCAGCAGGAAAGGAAAAGGUACUGAAUGUUUGUUUGGUCGAAACGACCAGUCCUGGAGAUUGUUUUGCUAUCCCUCCUGCUACUCGUUCAGACACAUUAAAAAAGAAAUUAAAAUCCCAGUAAUGCCCAGCUCCUCUAGAAUAGGAGUGUAUGUGGAUCACAGGGCAGGGAUUCUGUCCUUCUACAGCGUCUCGGACACGAUGAAGCUCCUCCACAGAGUUCACACCACGUUCACUCAGCCUCUUUACCCCGGGUUUGUGGUUUGUAAAGGAUCAGCUAUUAAACUGUAAUCAUCAGAGACAUUUAUGAAAUAAAUUGUUUAUCUAGAAUGGAUGCGAAAUCGUUAACUUUGACGAACAAUUAUUGUUUUGGAAUUUAUCUUUCAGACUUACUGGGGCCUUUUAAUCAUUUCUCAAGAUCCAUGUGUUAAUGAAAACCUCCUCAUUGGACAUUUAUUAUGUCCAGGACUGUGUUUGCAGGGCUAAAGAGACAGUGUUAUCUUUGCGCUGACCUGGAAUGGGAUGUUCAACAAGCACAUAAGGACGUGAUGGUCAGGCGUCCACAUACUUUUGGCCAUAUAGUGUAAUUCUGAUAUGUAAAAAAAAAAAAAAAAGAUUAAAAACCAUAAACAGUGUAUCUGGUUACUUUAUUUAUUUGAAAAAGCUUAGGAAAGAACAGCAACGUACAAAUCAACAAUGUUGGAGAAGAUACAUUGUGACUGUAACUGGUCAAGCUACAAGGCACUCAUGAUUUCAAUGAUCAGUCACUACUGUGUUGAUAAA
Messenger RNA from Ictalurus punctatus (channel catfish), 1794 nucleotides. RefSeq names its product stonustoxin subunit beta-like. Gene Ontology annotation, molecular function: protein binding. The coding region runs from base 706 to 1302 and encodes 198 amino acids. The record is from RefSeq and is a predicted model, not a curated record. The transcript has 4 exons. NCBI's taxonomy places the organism in Eukaryota, Metazoa, Chordata, Actinopteri, Siluriformes, Ictaluridae.